Molecule: messenger RNA, 2354 nt
Organism: Plutella xylostella (diamondback moth)
Lineage: Eukaryota; Metazoa; Arthropoda; Insecta; Lepidoptera; Plutellidae
Source: RefSeq, a predicted model, not a curated record
AUGACUCGACAAGAACUGGUGAACGAAAAGUUCAACGACCUGAUGAAGGACGACAUCGUGCACUCCAAGCGCAAGGUCCUGGCAGGCAUCGUGCUCACUUACAACAACCGACCGGAGGGGGCUAAGGUGAGGGUGAUAGCCGUCACAACCGGGACAAAAUGCGUGAGCGGCGAACACAUGUCGGAGCGCGGCCGCGCCGUCAACGAUUGCCAUGCGGAGGUGUGCGCGCGGCGCGCCCUGCAACGCCAUCUUUACCGACAGCUGUACCAGUACGCGCGCAGUGCAGACCCGACGAAGCUGAUUCCCACGUCGGACAUCGAACCGCUGCCCGGCGGCGGCUACGCGCUACGUAAGCACGUACAGGUGCACCUAUACGUGAGUACGGCGCCGUGCGGCGACGGGCGCAUCUUCAGCCCGCACGAGACCAGCGAGCCCGCGCUCGACCGACACCCCAACCGGCUGGCUCGCGGUCAGCUUCGUACAAAGAUCGAGUCCGGGGAGGGCACCAUUCCCGUGAAGAACUCGAGCAACACCGUGCAGACUUGGGACGGAGUUAUGCAGGGCGAGCGGCUGCUGACCAUGUCGUGCUCGGACAAGGCGGCGCGCUGGUGCUGCGUGGGGCUGCAGGGCGCGCUGCUGGCGCUGCUGCUGCGGCCCGUGUACCCGCGCGCGCUGGUGCUGGGCUCGCUGCUGCACCCCGCCCACACGUCCCGAGCUCUCUACGGGCGCAUCGAGGGCUCGCUGACAGCUCUGCCGCCGCCGUACGCCCUCCACCGAGUCAUGCUGGCCCGCGCCGCCAGCGCCGAGGUGCGCAGCCCCGCGCGCGCGCCCUCCUUCUCCGUGGCCUGGUGUGAGAACGACACGGUGCCAGAGAUAAUAAACGCGACGACAGGCAAGCUGGAGAGCGGGCAGCCAUCUUUACUCUGCAAGCAGAGCAUGUUCGCGAGGUGGCAGUACUUGGUCAAACGACUGCCGCUGUUGCCUCAGAGCACGGAGUGCACGACGGUGACGCCGACGCUGCCGCAGCUCGACGGAUUGCUAUACCAAGAGGCCAAGCAGCUGUCUCCGGGGUACCAGCUGGCGAAGCAGCGUCUGAUCGAGGCGUUCGACAAGGCGAAGCUCGGCAAGUGGGUCAAAAAGCCGCUGGAACAGGACCAGUUCAUUUGUGAACUGACUGAUGCCGACCCAGAACUGCUGUUUGCCUAGGCCGAUAGUGGAUCCGGCGACUAUAGCUCAGUGCAGGCCAAUAGUCCAAUGGCUACACAGCUGAUGCACAUGGAAUGUCUUGGCGAUGAUGUUGAUAGUGUAGAUGUUGAUGAUUUUGAAAGAAGAAGUGGUAGAAAUGAUGGGAAUGUUACAAAAAAAAUGGAAAGUAGAGUUGUGGGUGAUUUAGAUGGUGUCAGGGAAGUAGUAAGUGUAACAGUAGCAGAGUCUAGUGAUACGAAUUAUUAUGAGAAAGUAAAAACUGCGGUUUUGAAUCCAGUAACGCGAUUGCGAAUGCCUAAAUGUGUUAGUGAUGUCAUUGAAGAUAUGGCAAAUGAUUUCGAUAGAGUCACGAGCAUUACUGAACGUAGGCUAACUAAAACAGUACUAAGUGAUACUCUCCUCAGAUUUGACGAAAAGGAAACAACAAAUAAUAACGUAUUUAAUAAAACAGUUGAUUUUUAUUCUAAACCAAUGGUACUGCUUCGACGGCCAAACAAUGAAACGGACACAGCUCCACGACUGGCAUCAAAAUCCAAUAAAUUCGCUACAAAUCAAAAUGAAUGGCAUGAAAAUGAGGAAAAUUUAAAUAUAGUUAGCGUCAGAGCAACAGAAAAGGAAUACAGCCAUUUAGAUUUGAAACCUUUGCGACAGCCAAUGCAUGAAAAUAAUAUUAUGAACCAUGAAUCGGUCCUACUAAUCGGUAAAUGUGAUGUUGGUAAACUACCUGCGAAAAGUAUUGAAACUAACAAGAUUAAUGACAUUACUAACGAUAUACGGCGAUUACCCAAAACAUCUGUAGAAACCAACAAAUUCUUCUCCAAUAACAUCCUUAGCGUACGGAAAUGUCAAAUAACAAAAGAAAAUUUAACAAAAGAAAUAGUGAACGAAGAAACAGGAAUAAAAUCGGAAAACGUUAAUAGUGCGAAAUCGGUUCGCAUUUCUGAACUUCUAGCAAAUCGCCAAGUUACAAAUAGUAAUGGGAAUUAUAAAGCGGAAGUAUCACCAACAAGUAGAAUGCUAUUGAGAAGGUUAGAACUUCAUAAAUUGGCUGGCAGAAGCAGUUAGGUGAAGUUAUCUGUGGGCGAAGUUGAUAGCUUCGUUAUUGGGAACUCCUGAAAACAAAGAAAGCCGUGAGGGCGUAAAGUCAU